AUGUCGCUCGUGGCGCCAACACACCGGCCGUCUUCCAAAGAUCGCCCCAGCCAUGCCCGCCUGCCCAAGCCGACGCCCAACGCGAUCCGCCUGCGCACCCCCAAUGCGACGCUGCCCGAGGAGGCCAUGUCCGCGAACAAUCUGGGGGAGGGCGGAGACGCUAUUGCCGAGGAGGAUCCGCGGGCGGCGCGCUGGCGAGAGCACUACCGCCGCACCGAAGCGCGUCUGAACGCGGUAUUAGGGGGCACGUCGCUCCACGACACGCUCGAUGCGCUGGACAAUGGCCCCCAGGCGUCCGAUGAUGUCCCGACGGCGCAUGACGCGCACCCGGCCGUCACGCCAAAGAAGAGGGCGGCCAGGACAAUCGACGAGGACGACUACGGGGACGACGAUGACGACGACGAUGAAGACGACACACACACCUCGCCGCUGCUCUCGCGAAGCGCCCCGAACGGCCUCGCUGCUGCCCCCGACACGCCAACCCUGGUCCGCACAUCGCCUCCCUCGAGCAAACGGGGCAUGGAGAGAACACCGUCGCUGGACCAGGCCAAGUCGUCCGACGAUGUGCGCAAGAAGCUGCAGCAGGACAAGGAGGCCGCCGAGGAGGCUGCCAAGCGCAGUUUCCACACCAUCUUCUACACCCUGGAGAGCGACCGCGACGCCAUGAUGGAGCAGCAGAAGCUCGACGAGCUCGACCGGCAAGUCGAGACCGAGGUGGCUGGACAGCCUGCGACUGCCCAGCCCAACGGCGUCGUCGCCGCUCCUCAGCAGGGCACCCUCAGCACCACCAACCUCGGCGCAUCCAGUCUGACCCUCAAGCACCUCAUCGCCCGCAUCGAUGCGCAACGCGACAGAGUCCACGCGACCGACGCCCAACUACGCAGUCUGAUCAGCGAAGUCCGCAAGAACAGGAGCAAGUGGGCCAACGAGGACCGCGUCGGCCAGGAAGAGCUAUACGAGAGCAUGGAGAAGGUCAUCAUGGAACUCAAGGCUGGCGAGCACGCACACCCCUUUCUACAGCGCGUCAACAAACGCGAAGCACCCGACUAUUACCACAUCAUCAAGCAGCCCAUGGACAUUGGCACCAUGAUGAAGAAGCUCAAGCAGCUGCAGUACAAGUCGAAGAAGGACUUUGUCGACGACCUCAUGCUCAUAUGGUCAAACUGCUUGAAGUACAACGCGGACCCCAGCCAUUUUCUCAGAAAGAAAGCACUCCACAUGAAGAAGGAAACCGAGAAGCUGGUGCCUUUGAUACCAGAAAUCACGGUCCGCGAUCGCGCCGAGGUUGAAGCUGAGGAGCGGAGGAUACGCAAUGGCGACAUCGACGCGGACGGUGCUGAUGACAGUGAAGAUGAAGAACCUAUCAUGGCUUCUCGAGGUCGAAAGGCACCAAGCAAAGGCGGCAAAGGCUCGAGCACAGCCAGAAAGGCGCCUCCAGCAGGUCUGGAGGGCACACCAGCUCCAGACGCUAAACCACCUGUUUCCUCUUUGAACCACCAAGUCUCUAACUUGAAGAACGAGUUUCUGCGCGCAGACUCAGAGAUGGAAGGUAGCGUUAAUGGAUUUUCAACUCCCCCACCUGGAGCUUUAACGCCAUUGGGCCUCAACGGCGCGUCAAGAAAUGGCUUGAACGGCAGUCAAGCUGACAUUUCUGAUGUUGAUGGCACUGCUGUUUCAGUCAGUGGCUCCGCUCUGGAGGAGGACGCUGAUCUCGAUGAUCUGGAAUACAAAACCUGGAAACAAGUAACCAAGAAGGAUCGAGCGACAAUCGCCGCAGAACGACACCGCCUUUUCCGUAACGAGCAGCUCCAACCUGAGGAGCCUGCUAUUCUGCGUUCCAAAGCUGGCAUGCGGAGGUGGCAACGCCAUCGCAAACAAGCAAACGAAGAGGAAUCCUCACGCGAUCCUAUCUCCGCACCAGACGGCAAAGAUGGUGUCCAGGCCAUCGCCGGGGAGUCGCUUGCUGAAGGUAUUGAGGGUGAAGACGAGCGCCAGAUACCCGACUAUUAUGACCCUGUCUGCGCCAUCCCAGAUCUUAAUGAGCGCCACCAAUGGGUCGAAGACGGCGAAGGCCAGGUCAUUCAGCGCGCAGAAGAGUAUAUGCGUAUAUUCCCAUCCGGCCAGUUCACAGCACCCAACACCGGUGUGGCCAAGCGUAUGGAUGCGAAUAUGCAGGCAAUGCAAGACACCAGGAAGAUUUGUGCGAAGAUUGGCAUAGUGAAGCAGAUGCAGCUUCAAUCACAGCUAUACCAAAACCAGUUCCAGAAAUAUGAGCCCCAGCCAUUCAUGGAACAAGACAUCGAGCCAUUUGUCGUAUCUGAGGAUGGUCCAGUAAUGGCUCCUUAUGUGUGUCGUGCAGCUCUACAAAGAAGCGUUGGCAAAAUCUUCUAUCACGCUGGGUUCGAGGAGUUUCAGCCUGCGGCGCUUGAUGCGGUCACCGACAUUGCGGCAAAGUUUUUCCAGAACCUUGUUGCGAGUCUUGGUGUCUAUCGCGAAACACCGAAGAUGAGGUCUGAGACGCCGGUGACCCUUCCGAGCGGGCAACUUACCAGCUGGGUCCCACGGUUUACCCAGGAAGAGGCUGUGCUCCAUUCUCUGCAUGCUAACGGUGUUGAGCUGGAGAGCUUGGAGACGUACGUUAAGGACGAUGUCGAGCGACUCAGUACCAAGCUUGCUGGUAUGCACGAUCGUAUGCGGUCGUACUACGCCGAGCUCCUUCGACCCGCUCUGGACAACGUUGGCACAGAUGGUGCUGGUGCCUUCCACGAUGGCAGCGAGCAGUUUGUUGGAGGAGACUUUGCCGAAGAUAUCGGAGAAGACUUUUUCGGCUUCAAGGAGCUCGGUCUCGACAGAGAGUUUGGCCUCACCUUUAGCGUGCCAUUGCAUCUGCUGCAGAACAGAGUUCACAAUGCCUAUGCAAGGCAGGACACGAAUAAUGCUACUGCUGCUGGUGAUCUCAUGCCCGAGCCAUCGAAAUUCGAAGCAGUCACAUUACAAGUCGUCGACGGCCAGAUCGGUCUUGUGCAAGACUGGUUGCUCAACAAACUUCAUGAUAAUGGCAAUCAAGCGCUUAUCGAGGACGACGACCUGCCGCCCAAGCAGCGCUUCCCCAAGCCGCGUCUGCCUCCUACAGGAAAGAUCUCAAGUCCUCGAAAGCGCCCAUUGAGAGAGCAACAGCAAAUGGCACGCAAAAAGCGCAAGCUUGACGAAGAAAAAGAAGAAAACGGGAAGGAUAAUGGGCUUAUGAAGGGGCUCGGCAAGCCAAUCGGCAAGUUGAAGCUUGAACCUGCUCACCGAGAAAGCCACGGCGUUCAGGAUCCAGAAAAAGAGGAUGGGAGUGCUCAUGGGAUGCCUAGUCCGCCGGAGUCAUUUUAG
Messenger RNA from Dothidotthia symphoricarpi CBS 119687, 3375 nucleotides. RefSeq lists its product as uncharacterized. Gene Ontology annotation, cellular component: SLIK (SAGA-like) complex; SAGA complex. The transcript has 4 exons. Gene Ontology annotation, biological process: regulation of transcription by RNA polymerase II. Gene Ontology annotation, molecular function: structural molecule activity; protein heterodimerization activity. Bases 1 to 3375 code for a protein of 1124 amino acids. The record is from RefSeq and is a predicted model, not a curated record. NCBI's taxonomy places the organism in Eukaryota, Fungi, Ascomycota, Dothideomycetes, Pleosporales, Dothidotthiaceae.